AUGUGGACAGCAAAUAUAAAGCGAUAUGAAAACGAUUCCAGAAGGCUGAAUCUUUCUAUUUCUGCCAGGAAUUCGACAGUUAAAUAUUCGCUAUGCGCAGUUCGGACGGUGAAAGAAUUGGUAUUACCACAACAAUGUCCACGUUUCCAGGAAAUCGUUGAGCGCUACGAGCAUUUGCAUGGCAUUCCUGUAGUUGAUCACAAUAGUGAUGUACCGAGAGUUCUUAUAGGUCUAGACAAUUUACACCUAUUCGCGCCUCUUGAAUCUCGUAUAGGAGCGCCAGGCGAGCCAAUCGCUGUACGUUCUUUACUCGGUUGGACAAUCUAUGGUCCGGAAGAUAAACGAAUAUCAUCAAAAGCGUAUAUUAAUCAUCAUGUUAUCCAGGCGAUCAGUAAUCAAGAUAUACAUGACUUGUUCCAAAUACAAUAUAAACUAGAUGAAGGUGGCAUUUCUGGCGUAACGCAACCGGAGUCGGACGAGAUAAUUCGAGCCCGAGAAAUUUUAGAACGUACAACCAAACGCAUAGGAGAUCGCUUCGAGACGGGAUUGAUCUGGAAGCAUGACAAUCCAACCUUCCCAGAUAGCUACUUUAUGGCAUUUAAACGAAUGAAGGCGCUAGAGAAUAGAUUGUCAAAAAACCCUGAAUUACAGCAAAAUAUUUUUGAUCAAAUCAGGAACUAUCAAAAGAAAGGUUACUGUCAUAAAGCCUCCAACGAUGAGCUGAAAAAUACAGACCCUUCCAAAGUAUGGUAUUUACCACUAAAUGUGGUCCUCAAUCCCAAAAAGCCUAGUAAGGUGCGCUUAGUUUGGGACGCAGCGGCGGUAGUCGAUGGAAUGUCGUUAAAUACGAAUCUAUUAAAAGGUCCUGAUUUACUCACAUCACUUCCUGCCGUUAUCAGCAAAUUUAGAGAACGUCGAAUUGCCGUGGGAGGUGACAUAAAGGAAAUGUACCAUCAAAUACGAAUCAUAGAAUCUGAUAAACAAGCGCAGCGAUUUUUGUUUCGAUUCGAUACCACGACCAUGCCAGAUGUUUACAUAAUGGAUGUGGCAACGUUUGGGUCGACUAGCUCCCCCUGUUCAGCACAAUUUAUAAAAAAUAAAAACGCUAAGGAAUAUAUUUCUCAGUACCCAGACGCAGUGAUGGCGAUCAUCGAUCGCCACUACGUCGAUGACUAUUACGACAGUGUCGACACGGAGGAAGAUGCCGUGCAGCGCGCAUCUGAUGUUCGUUUCAUCCAUUCCAUGGCGGGUUUCCAAAUUAGAAAUUGGACGUCGAAUUCACGGCAAGUGCUCCGUGCUCUAGGUGAGAACAAAACUGAACACCUGGUUCAUUUCCACCUGGAUAAAACGGCCGAAAACGAACGAGUACUUGGUAUCGCUUGGGAUCCAAUCAAUGAUGUUUUUUCGUUUCUGGCUCCCUCCAAGGAGCACUGCAGUUCAAAUGCCCAUGAAGUAAAGCGUCCUACGAAACGCAUUGUGCUUAGCACGGUAAUGUCUCUCUUCGAUCCGAUGGGUUUGUUGGCACCAGUUACUGUCCUGGGAAAAAUGUUGAUCCAGGAUCUCUGGCGUACAGGGUGUGAAUGGGAUCAGCCUAUAGCCGGAAAAAAUUACGAAAAGUGGAUCCAGUGGAUGCUUCUGAUCAUGGACAUAGGCGAAAUAAAGAUUCCGAGAAGUUAUUUCGGUAACGUUCAUUCAAACGACUUUGGAUCGAUCCAACUACAUGUUUUUACCGAUGCCGGAGAGAGUGCCUACGGAUGCGUAGGUUUUUUGAGGAUAAUAGUUGAGGGAAUCGUUAAGUGCUCGCUGAUAAUGGCGCGUUCCAAAGUUGCGCCCUUAAAGCAACUUUCAAUCCCACGCUUGGAACUGCAAGCCGCAGUAUUGGGAGCUAGAAUGGCGACGACAAUUCGGCAAAAUCAUUCUCUAAAUAUUCAACAAAUGUUCUACUGGACUGAUUCGCAGACAGUAUUGUCUUGGAUCAAAUCCGACCAACGACAAUACAAACAAUUCGUCGGAUUUAGAAUUGGAGAGAUACUCAGCCUUAUAAAAAUAUCGGAGUGGAACUGGGUACCUACGAAGCAAAACAUUGCAGAUUUGCUAACGAAGUGGUCUCGAUCUCCUGAUUUAUCACCGGGAAGUUCGUGGUUCCGGGGGCCCAACUUUCUCUAUUCGGUCCAGGACAGUUGGCCAAAACAGCGUGAAACGUCUGCUAACGUCAAAACAGAAAUGAAGGCGAUUCAUUUGUUCCACGAAAUAAUUCUACCAAAAAAUUUAAUUAAUUUCGAUAACAUAUCCAAAUGGAACGUCUUAGUACGGACCGUAGCAUGUGUAUUAAGGUUCAUUUCCAAUUGCAGAAGAAAAUCUCGAAAUGAACCGGUCGAAAGUUUCAAAGCAACCAAGCAACAAGAGAAAAUAAUAAUCUGCGACGUUCCAGCGUUGGAAGUACCGCUGAGGCAACACGAAUAUCAAGAAGCUGAAAAUAUAUUGUUCAAGAGCGCCCAGAGUGAAGCAUUUGGAGAUGAAAUUAAGGUAUUCCUGAGGAAUCAACAACGACCUUCAAAUGAGUGGGUUAGUAUCGAUAAAUCGAGCCAGCUUUUCAAGCUAACGCCACUCAUUGACACGGCUGGUGUACUUCGCAUGGAAGGACGAGUUGAAAGAGCAGAAUUCUUGCCAUUCGACAUGAGAUUUCCGGUCAUACUCCCGAAAGAUCACGCUAUCACUGAGAAGUUGGUCCGCGGAUAUCAUGAGAAAUAUGGUCAUGCGUUUCGAGGAACGGUUAAGAAUGAAAUCAGACAACGGUUUUUAAUUCCGAAAAUCAACUCAGUCCUGUCGAAGGUUGAGAAAACAUGCAUGUGGUGCAAAAUAAGAAAAAAUAAUCCGCAAUUGCCAAGGAUGGCGGCUCUUCCAUUCGAGAGACUUAUUCCUAAUCAACGGCCGUUCACAUUUGUCGGUGUGGACUAUUUGGGGCCAGUCGAAGUGACAAUAGGGCGACGUUCAGAGAAACGCUGGAUAGUGGUUUUUACUUGCCUCGUAGUGAGAGCAAUCCAUCUAGAGGUGGCGUAUGAUUUAAGUGCACAGUCUUGCAUCAUGGCAAUUCGGCGAUUUAUAUGUCGUCGUGGCCCAGCAUCGGUAUAUUUUUCCGACAACGGAACCAAUUUACGUGCAGCCAGUAAGGAACUUCUGCAACAAAUCCAGCAAGUGGAUAUUGAGUGUGCUGAGCACUUUACUAAUGCAAGAACGCGAUGGCAUUUCAAUCCACCAUCUGCUCCCCAUAUGGGUGGCGUAUGGGAGCGCAUGGUGCGCUCAGUGAAGGAUGUGAUGGCUGCUUUGGAUGAUGGCCGAAGACUCAGCGACGAAAUACUUAUAACUACACUAGCAGAAGCGGAAGACAUGAUCAACAGUCGGCAUCUGAUUUAUGCUUCUUCGCUUUCUCCUACUGAAUCUCUUUCGCCGAAUCAUUUCAUUAAUGCACCGAACGAGCCUCACGAAUUUGUACCGUCAACAAAUGCUGCACAAUCGCUCCGAGACGCAUAUAAGCGUUCACAGCAGUUAGCCAACGAAAUGUGGAGAAAAUGGGUCAAGGAAUACGUACCAACAAUCAACCAACGUUCCAAGUGGUUCGCAGAAUGCAAACCACUAAAAAAGGGUGAUCUAGUGUACAUCGUGGAAGGUGAUCGUCGCAAAGCCUGGAUACGCGCAGUCGUCGAAGAACCGACUACAUCAUGUGACGGAAGGGUUCGUCCGGCACUUGUUAGGACUAACAGAGGUGUGUUCCGAAGACCAACGGCGAAACUUGCGGUUUUGGAAAUUGAAGGAGGUAAUACUGCUUCUGAAGAUACACCUGAACCAGAAUUACGGGUCGGGGAUAUGUUGGACGCAAAACCGCAGGGUAGUGAUAAUGCCCCUCGUUAG
This is a messenger RNA of Toxorhynchites rutilus septentrionalis, 3909 nucleotides long. RefSeq lists its product as uncharacterized. The transcript has a single exon. The record is from RefSeq and is a predicted model, not a curated record. Bases 1 to 3909 code for a protein of 1302 amino acids. Gene Ontology annotation, biological process: DNA integration. Gene Ontology annotation, molecular function: nucleic acid binding. Lineage: Eukaryota; Metazoa; Arthropoda; Insecta; Diptera; Culicidae.